Messenger RNA from Kogia breviceps (pygmy sperm whale), 1643 nucleotides. It is a transcript of the gene GNB2, whose product is annotated as G protein subunit beta 2. Gene Ontology annotation, molecular function: signaling receptor complex adaptor activity; protein binding. Gene Ontology annotation, biological process: G protein-coupled receptor signaling pathway. The record is from RefSeq and is a predicted model, not a curated record. Lineage: Eukaryota; Metazoa; Chordata; Mammalia; Artiodactyla; Physeteridae. Gene Ontology annotation, cellular component: heterotrimeric G-protein complex; cytoplasm.
CGGGCGGGAUCCCUCCGCUCUAGGGAGAGCAGAGCUGGACGGUGAGUUGUGGUGACUGAGGAAAUCCAUCCGCGUCUCCGCCGCUGCCGCCUCCGCCGCGGAGGAAGACAGGACCUCCCGCGCUCCUCUACGACCCUUCGCAGAGUCCCACCGCCACAGGCCUCGGGCCAGCGGCGAGGAGCUGCCUCCCCCAGCCCCCGUCCCGCGGCCCCCAGCCGCCCCCAACCCCGCCCCACGGGCCCGGCGCCAUGAGUGAGCUGGAGCAACUGAGACAGGAGGCUGAGCAGCUCCGGAACCAGAUCCGGGAUGCCCGAAAAGCAUGUGGGGAUUCAACACUGACCCAGAUCACAGCUGGGCUGGACCCAGUGGGGAGAAUCCAAAUGAGGACACGGAGGACCCUUCGUGGGCACCUGGCAAAAAUCUACGCCAUGCACUGGGGGACAGACUCAAGGCUGCUGGUCAGUGCCUCCCAGGACGGGAAGCUCAUCAUUUGGGACAGCUACACCACCAACAAGGUCCAUGCCAUCCCGCUGCGCUCCUCCUGGGUCAUGACCUGUGCCUAUGCGCCCUCAGGAAACUUUGUGGCCUGUGGGGGAUUGGACAACAUCUGCUCCAUCUACAGCCUCAAGACCCGUGAGGGCAAUGUCAGGGUCAGCCGGGAGCUGCCUGGCCACACUGGGUACCUGUCAUGCUGCCGCUUCCUGGAUGACAACCAAAUCAUCACCAGCUCUGGGGACACCACCUGUGCCCUGUGGGACAUUGAGACAGGCCAGCAGACGGUGGGUUUUGCUGGACACAGUGGGGAUGUGAUGUCCCUGUCACUGGCCCCCGAUGGCCGCACCUUUGUGUCAGGCGCCUGUGAUGCCUCCAUCAAGCUGUGGGACGUGCGGGAUUCGAUGUGCCGACAGACCUUCAUCGGCCACGAAUCCGACAUCAAUGCCGUGGCUUUCUUCCCCAACGGCUAUGCCUUCACCACGGGCUCUGACGACGCCACGUGCCGCCUCUUUGACCUGCGGGCCGACCAGGAGCUCCUCAUGUAUUCCCAUGACAACAUCAUCUGCGGCAUCACCUCUGUUGCCUUCUCGCGCAGCGGCAGGCUGUUGCUCGCUGGCUACGACGACUUCAAUUGCAACAUCUGGGAUGCCAUGAAGGGCGACCGUGCAGGUGUCCUCGCAGGCCACGACAACCGAGUGAGCUGCCUUGGGGUCACUGACGAUGGCAUGGCUGUGGCCACAGGCUCCUGGGACUCCUUCCUCAAGAUCUGGAACUAACAGCCCCGACCCCAGCUGGGCCCAGGCUAGGAGGGGCCCUGCCCACGCCCACACUACAGGUCGGGAGCUCUGGGGCUGGGUGCACACCGAGCCUCCCUCCUCGGGCCACGGGGCCUCGGGUCCCUGCUCCCCUACCCAGGUUUGGUUCCUCCCGGGGCCCCCACUGUGGAGAUUAAGAUGGGAAUAGAAUGGGGGAAGAGGAGGGGCAGAAAGCCCUCAUCCUUUUGCUGCCCUGGGGUCAGGGCCUCAUCCCUCUGGAGGGCCAGAGGCAGGAGGUGGAAACUCCAGGGGCUGGCUUUUUUAAAACUGGUUUUAUUUUAAUUUUUAUUAUAUUUUCAGUUUUUCCAUAAAGGAACCAAUUCCAACUCUGUA